AUGGUGUCAAUCCGUUCUGCAGCUGCUCUCCUCACAGCUGCCGCUGCCCAAGCCUCGGCUGAGAAAUUUGGCAUCUACAUGCCUGACACCGCAAACGUCACGGGGAUCAAUGCGAAGCCUAACGCGACGGCCGUCGUCCCCGUGCCAGGCUGGAACCUAGCCAAGCCGUACCCAGGCUACUGGAACGAUGGCGAGACGGUUGACAACAACUCCGGCGGGUGCGGCUGGACGAUGCAUCUCAACUUGACGGCCAACGUGUCGAGCAGCUAUGACGACAGGCCGGGCCGCGUCAUGCGGCAGUCCCUCGAGCUGCGGCCUCCUGCGGCCCCGGCCCCCGGCGCCUUGCUCGACCCAGAAACGGGCAACCUCACUGUGAGCAGCAAUACAACCGACACGUGGCUCGUCCGGUUCGUGGUCUUCUCAAAGCAUGAGAUACCGACCGGCGGACAGAACAACGCGGACGGGUCGUGCGCGGGCAUCCUCAGCCAGGAAUGCACGGACAAUAUGCGUGCCAAGUACACAUCCGAGCUGUCUACUAUUGACGGCAGCGAGGACUGGGAGGGCAGCAUAGGUGCAGGUGGCUGUCCUAUCUCGGGGUGGGCUGUGCUCCACCCGUGGGAUUUUAAUGAAAACUUCAUGCUCAACAACACACUCUACUGGGAUGAGCCUCUCUCGGCAGACAACAAGUACUCAAACGCCUACGACUUCUACGGGUCCCGCCCUGUGCCCUACGCCAUCAUCUGGGGCCACAGCAACACUACCGCCGUUGGGCAAAGAGUGACUUACGAUCACGUUACUAUUGGAUGCAUCAAGGCGAAUGAGACCGUUGGCGAUAGCAGGCUGCCCUCUGCGGGUGUUAAGCCCGGCAGUGCGGGAGGAGUGAUGAUGUGGGCCGUUACUGCUGCCACUGCCGCAGCCAUGGGAUUUGGUGGUAUAUUUUAA
Molecule: messenger RNA, 942 nt
Organism: Microdochium trichocladiopsis
Lineage: Eukaryota; Fungi; Ascomycota; Sordariomycetes; Xylariales; Microdochiaceae
Exons: 2
Coding region: 1-942 (313 amino acids)
Source: RefSeq, a predicted model, not a curated record